AUGUCGAAAAGACUCUUGGAGGGCUCGCCCGAGACUCCGCGGAGCAAAGCUAUCCCAGCACUGACGGCAAAACAAGCCGAAGCACUAGAUGCAGUCCACUUCAUUGCAGAAGCCAAUUCCGUCAAGCUGUCCCAUGAAGAAAGGCGACAUGUGUGUCAUCAACAAAAUGACUAUCCUGUAUUCCCGCGAAGCACUUGA
Cladophialophora immunda is the source of this 198-nucleotide messenger RNA. RefSeq lists its product as uncharacterized. The coding region runs from base 1 to 198 and encodes 65 amino acids. The transcript has a single exon. NCBI's taxonomy places the organism in Eukaryota, Fungi, Ascomycota, Eurotiomycetes, Chaetothyriales, Herpotrichiellaceae. The record is from RefSeq and is a predicted model, not a curated record.